UCGCCAUCGCCAGUCUUGUGCGGGAGGUCGAAGGAGUGGUUGUGUUGUGUGGCGUCCGCGCUAAUUUAUACAAUCAUUUUUAUUACAACUAAUAAGUCAACUCACGAACUCUGUGACACUGCAGUUACCGAGUUAAGAGACAUUCGAACAAAAUUUAACCGGUUGAAAACUUCAAUAGGAAGUAGGUUCCACGACAGUUAUAUAAAACUAUGUUCGGUUCUCUGCUGGAUUACUAACGAGUUGUUUUGAGUGAUUAAAGCGGAGUUUUUUUGUUUUAAAAAAGUGUUUUUGUGAAGUGAAACCGACAAAUAUCAGGAUGUCGACUCUGUUGUUCUGGCAGGGCAAGGGCAAGGCGAAUGGGACCAGUAAGAAUUGGCUGCAUACCCCUGACGCCCUUCUCAAGGGACACGUCGCCUAUCUUGUCAAGUUCCUCGGCUGCACACAAGUGGACCAGCCGAAGGGCAUCGAAGUGGUAAAGGACGCGAUCAAGAAGCUCCAGUUCACUCAGCAACUGAAGAAGUCCGAAACCAAAGAUGCGGCAAAAUGCAAGAAAGUGGAGAUCACUAUAUCCGUCGACGGCGUCGCUAUUCAGGAGCCAAGAUCAAGCAAUAUAAUGUACCAGUUCCCCCUGCACCGGAUAUCAUACUGCGCGGACGAUAAAGGCGCCAAGAAGUAUUUCUCCUUCAUUGCGAAAGGCGGCAGCACCGUCAACACGAACGGCCACAACGAGAACCUGGAGAAACACGAGUGUUUCGUCUUUAUUUCCACAAAAUUGGCGUCUGAGAUCACGAUGACGAUUGGGCAGGCGUUCGAUUUGGCCUACAGGCGGUUCCUGCGUGACAACGGAAAAUACCUAGAGAUUCAGAAGCUACAUUUACAAAAACAGAAAAUUGAGCUACAAAUGUAUGCGUACAAAACCCGUUUACAGGAGCUAUCAAAGAUAACGUACAAAGACGACCUAAACGCGUAUCUGUCGCGGCUGAACGUGAGCGACAUCACGGAGUACCGCUCGCCGCCCGAGCUCGACAAGGAGAUCACGACGUUCACGCUCGUCAACGGCCUGAGUUCGCUCAACAACAGCAUCGCGGAGUUCGAUGAGUUCCUGCACACUCCAGCAGAAGAAUUGUUUGGCCCCAACAACGGCAACAACCUGCUGCUGUCCACACCGCCGCCCGCGCACAAUGGGAACAACUUCAAGAGCGAGAAGACCACAAAUGAUUUUUCAACAAGCAAGAAUCCAGUGGUAGGCACCAAGCUGGAAGGUCUACUCCUCAACUCGGAUUCGGACAGUGAUUUCGAUCCUCGCGCUCAUGAAUCGGAGCCAGCCACUCGAUUCUCGGCAGCAGUAACCGAUAAUACAGUCACGCCCACACCGCCUCUAUUGGCGCCCCCGCCGAAAUCGUCGAGGCGCCAAUCGCCACACAACAGCCAGCCGCAACAAACACCAGCUCCACUCCUGAACGACGACGACCUAUUUGGCUCGAUCCCAUUCAUAGCCAACCAAAUGCAACCGCGAAACCAGAUUUUUUUCGCCCAAAACAAACCGAACUACGACAUCAACUACAGUGACUUCAACACGUCCGUAUUCAACAACACAUCUUUUACAAACGGAUUUAAUGAUCCAUUUGAUACACAGAAGAGUAUGAAUAAUUUAUUCUCGAACGGCUUCGGCCCCGCCAACGGUUAUGGAAACCUAAGUGACAAACAGACCGUUGAAUUGGGUAGCAGUUUUAAUGGAUUCCUAGACAAAACUAUUUCUGAGAUGAAGGAUGGAUUCAGCCGAGGGAUCACCUUUGGAAACGAUGAUUUUUCAAUAGACAACUUGGAUCCCCUCAAGAAACACUAAAAGCAUGAUAUUUUCGAAACGUAAUAAAAUAGGUAAUUUAGAUAAAUAUAAACCUUGCCUCGACUCAUGAAACGUUUAGUAAAAUAAAUGCAAUCAAAUAUUAAUUUGAAAUAAUUGUAAUUGAUUUUAUUUUUAAGGUUUUGUAGUGGUAAGACUUUUGUGACAAGAGGCGACGUUUUUUGUGAUUUUACAUAGUUAUGUGUUGCCAUGUUAUUGGUUACGAGUAUAGUAUUCAGCAAAGUCGUGAUAAUAGAUAAUAUUUUGUUUUUUCUAUUUAAAAAAAAAUAUAAUAUUUCUCUUAUUUCUUAUGAAUCUCAAUAAUAACCAGUAAUGUGACAAAACAUUACUACUUAUUUCUUUUUUAAUAUUAAAUGAAUUUGCAGUGAUAAUAUUUCCAAUAUUAUACACUAAAUAUGUAUACGCUCAAUGUCAUUCCAAAUGUGCCUUAAAUAUAAUAAAUCUAUAGAAUAUUAAAAUAAAAAAUAAAAAACAAUAUUUUGUAUAACUUUUUAUCAUUAUUACUAUUAUAAUCAAAAUUUACUUUGCAUGAUUUAUUACAUAGAUAAGACAUUGGACAAUUUUGACAUAAUUACUAAUCAAACAAAAUUGCCAUUUAAGAUUUGAAGUUUUCCUCAAAUUAUUCUGUGAUAAUUCUUUUCAUGUUGGGGGACUUCGAAUAAUUUUAUUAAAUCUAUUAACCGUAUUGAAUAUCGUCCAAAAUCGACUGAAUUUAAAAUUUUCAUCUUAUUAAUAAUUUACAAUAUGUAAAUAAUUGUAGUGUCAUUAUUAAGGUCAUUUAUUAUACCUUUUUAAGUAUACGGAUGACAUUGUAGCUUUUAAUGGUCAACACAUUCCAUGAACAUGUUUUAAAAUAAUAACUAUUUUGCUAUUGAUAAAUAUUUAAAUUGUAAAAAUUAAUCGUGUACGUACAUGCAACACAUCAACAAAAAAAUGUGAAGAUUUAUGUUGUGAAAACAAAACCGUAAUUCACUUUGAACUAUAUUUUUACAGUUUGAAUAUGUUUUAUUUUUAGUGGUGUAUUUCUCGUAAUAAACUGUUGUAUCGAAUGUCACAUUAGUGGAAUAUUGAUUUAGUAUUGUUUACACUAAUGUUACGGUAAGGCCAAAAGAUAUACAAUAAAUGUGUAUUUUCGAUAAUAAAAUGUAUGUUUAUAAA
Molecule: messenger RNA, 3022 nt
Organism: Plodia interpunctella (Indianmeal moth)
Lineage: Eukaryota; Metazoa; Arthropoda; Insecta; Lepidoptera; Pyralidae
Gene: ced-6
Product: ced-6
Exons: 11
Coding region: 317-1846 (509 amino acids)
Source: RefSeq, a predicted model, not a curated record